Punica granatum (pomegranate) is the source of this 3026-nucleotide messenger RNA. The record is from RefSeq and is a predicted model, not a curated record. NCBI's taxonomy places the organism in Eukaryota, Viridiplantae, Streptophyta, Magnoliopsida, Myrtales, Lythraceae.
CCCCGCUGAAAAUUCCAUCUUUAUCCCCAGUUUUUGUUGGUGGAAUUACCAUAUUUUCUGCAGCUGAAUUGCAAAGGAGGAAAAGAUUGCUUCUUGCACUAAAGCAUCUCGCAUCAAUCAACGAGGAACGCGACGGCCCAUCUCUUGCUGCUGCUGCUGCUUGCCCCAUGCGAAUAAAUGGCGACAGCCCAUUAACGGUUUCUCUCUUUUCCACCUUUCCCACGCUGAGAUUUCAGGGAGAAAAGAACGGGGCAUCCGAUUCUUGGGUUCUUGAUUCCUCCAAUGAUGCCCGAGUCCCCGGUUAUUUCUACAGCCGACCCUUCUGGUGAAGCAUUGCUCCGCUGAUCGGAUCAUCGGGGACUGGAGUCGGAAGGGGGAAGAGGGAUUCUGGGAUGUUCAUGCUUGUCGUGUUUGUUGUCGGGUUCGUUCUUGGGGCGAUUGCUGUUCUUGGUCUUGAAGCUCUUGGGGUUCUGUUUGUGAUCAACAAAUUGUCUCAAAAGACUCGGAAAUUGGAACAGUCUUUGAUUGCUGCUAACGAUGUUGAUUAUCUCCUACCCCUUGAUUUUCUUCACCCGAAGCAGGGGGAUAUUUGGAUUCUUGAGUCAGAACAAGUCCCGAAGAAAUGGUCGGAGAAAUUAUCACGGGAGCAGGAGAGAAAGAAGUUCUUUGAGGUUUCUCCUGUUCGAAAGCAUGCACUCAUCAAGGAUCACUGGCUUAUCCUGACAGAACCAGAUGGUUCCCCUUACACCAUUCAGUUGAAGGGAUGCAUAAUUGAGGCCGUUUCAGCAACAAAUAUGCCAUCCAGAAAGUGGGCUAAAAGAUACCCUAUCAAAAUGCAAAGCAAGACUUCAGCAAUCUAUAAAGGAAGUAAAACCCUGUACAUUUAUCUAGAUACUUCAUGGGAUAAGGAGUCAUGGUGCAAAGCCCUUCGACUCGCUUCAUGUGAUGACCAUAUGCGGCUAUCCUGGUUUUCAAAAUUGCAUGAAGAAUACAAGUCUUACGUGAGCACCUUACUGGAUGGGUACCCUUCAUUUAUGAGACCUCAAUCGGGAUUUUACACGGAGCCAAUAGAUAAGGAGAACAGAUUGGACAGUUCCUCCUCAAAGGUCCGCGUGAUAUGGAAAAAGCUUGCAAAAAAGGUCUCUAAGGCUGCCGCAGAGAAUAAUAAGUCCGCAUGGGCAUCCCUGUCGGGACGCGAAGAGAGGAGGAUGAAUGAGAGAGUAAGGGGCUACCAAGAUUCUAUUUCGAGCACGAGCUCGGGCAGCGCCACACCUCUACCGGGCCUUCCUCCACGUAAUUCAUCAUUACCUCGCUCGAGAAGUCAAAGCAACAUCUCUGUUGUGUCGGAUUCGGACCCAGAUGACAGGAUCAGCGUGGAUGAGGGAACACUCUGUUGGAAUCUAUUGGUCUCACGGCUCUUCUUCGACGUCAAGAAGAGUGAAAAUAUCAGGAGGUCUAUCCAAGAUAGGAUUCAGAGGACACUUUCUAACAUGAGGACUCCCAAUUACAUCGGAGAAGUCAUCUGCACUAACAUUGAUCUUGGAAGCCUCCCACCUCACAUUCACAGCAUGAGAGUUCUUCCAUUGGACAUGACCGAGAUCUGGGCCUUUGAAAUUGAUCUUGAAUAUUCAGGUGGCGUGGUUAUGGACAUUGAAACGAGAAUUGAAGUGCAGGAGUUGGAUCUUCAGAAAGAGUUAGUCGACCCAAAUUCGGAAUCGUCGGUUCUUCUAGAAGAGUUUGAGCAGCUCGGGAAUCAGUUGAAUAUCUCCAAUGAGAAAUCUGAUCAAGUAGAUCAGAAGGAUGAAGGGGAUUCCAGAGUUGAUGAGCCAAAAAUUUCAAAGACCAAUGCUACAUCAUCAGCACCAAAUGUCAAGUCGAGGUGGAAGUCUAUGUUAAAUUCUGUGGCCAAACAAGUCUCACAGGUGCCACUAUCUUUGCGGAUAAGGGUAGCAUCUCUCCGGGGAACAAUCCGUUUCCACGUAAAGCCGCCUCCAUCUGAUCAGCUGUGGUUCUGUUUCACGUCCAUGCCUGAUAUAGACUUCAACCUCGAGUCAUCUGUGGGAGAGCACAAGAUUUCUAGCAGUCACGUUGCUCUAUUCCUAAUAAAUCGUUUUAAGGCUUCAAUGCGGGAAAUCAUGGUGGCUCCAAACUCUGAGAGCGUGUGGAUUCCGUUUAUGGUGGCGGAAAACGAUGACUGGAUCCCAAGAAAUACUGCUCCUUUCAUAUGGCUAAAACCUGACCCUGCUCCCGUGCUUGAGAAGCCUUCCUCUUCCCAGCCAGUCGAUGCGAGACCAAACACCAGUCCUGCCAGAGAAUCCUCAAGGGAUCAUUCCGAGAGCAGACCUCAAUUGCCAAAACCCACCAAAAGUGAGCAGGCACAAACAACAGCUAGUAGUUCCUCCUCAGAUGCCUCCUCGACGGCUGCUGAUAUUACAAAGCAGAAGCAAUCAUCUCAAGACCCGACGACCCCACUACUGAUGACAAAUGAUGAAGACCAAGAGGAACGUAUAGAGAGUAGAGAAUUUCCUGUGAGCGAGUCCUCGUCCAGGUCUGUGAGCCAGUCUCCUUCGAGGUCUGUGAGCAUGAGUUCCUUUGGGAGUCAGAACAGUUUGAAUUCAGAAGACGACGGGAAGCCAAAGAAGAUGGGGAGGAGGGCGAGGAUGCUCGACCUCAGGAAGAAGAUGGGUGAGAAGAUUGAGGAGAAGAGGCGGCACAUUGAGGAGAAGGGCAGGACCAUCGUCGAGAAGAUGCGGGCCCCAUAGAAUGAAGCCAAGGACCCGAUCACUUGGCACGUUUUUUGUAAUUAGGUGGUUCAGAAGGUAUACUGUCGAUGGCAUAGGUACAUUCAUCGGGAAACGAGUCCCGAUCAUACCGUAAAUUCUUUAGGGUGUCCAAUUUGAAAAUUUGUGAAACGGAUAGAAUAAUAUAUCUUGAGUACUUGCAGCUUGGCGGCACGAUUAAGUUUCCUGUAUUCUCCAUCAUAACAGCACGAUUCAUUUGAUGAUAUUUCACAAUAAUUCUGCAUA